AUGAACAUGCCGAUCCCAGUCCACGAUUUCGACCCAUACAACGACAACGCCGACGUGAAGGACGACCCUCACGUGAACAACCUCAGGAACGAGCGCUUCGACAUCCGAAAACCCUCCGAGUACCUGCUGUUGCGCGUGCCGCUCGACGAACAGCUCCCCGCGGCCAUGGAACUCACCGCCGGCGUCGCUGCCGACGGCAUUACCGAGUGCGGCGUGUACGUCAAGAACGUGACCUUCCGUGGCACUUGGUUCAACGGGCAGACGGUGCGAAUCCGCCCCCACACUCGGAACGUGGCUGGGUCGAACCAGGCUGGAGACCAGACUCGCACGAAUUUCUCCUUGCAGGUGUCCGAGCAGCAGGUGUCCCAGCCGCGGUGGAGGUCCUUCUCGUUCGAAGAGGCCGGUUCGAUCAUCAGCGAGGCUUCCACUGGACAGGUCGGCGCCAGGUUCUUCAUGAGGGAGGAAUUUGGGAAGCGUUUGGAGGGCCAGGCGUUGGAGUUCCGCAUGGGCGAGGCGGCAGGGGCAAGUGUUGUCGUCUCGCAGGCCGCCCACCAGGCUUUGAACAUAGAGAUGAGGCACCUGUCCAAGCUGGGCGCGGAUCGCAUGGGCGGGCUGCUGGGCACAGAGUCCCACGACAGGGAGGUAGAGGAGGACACGUACGAGUGCAAGAUGGAGGUGGCCAAAAGGCAGCCGAACAUGAGGAUAAGCCACGACGACGUCAGCGAGAAGAUGAGGCGGAGAGUGCGAGAAGGGAGGGAGAGUUCCGUGUUGAAGGUCUCCUGGUUCUGA
Messenger RNA from Prorocentrum cordatum, 789 nucleotides. NCBI's taxonomy places the organism in Eukaryota, Dinophyceae, Prorocentrales, Prorocentraceae. The record is from the annotation of a GenBank genome assembly.